AUGUCAUCACCAAACAGCAGUCAACCAUCAAUAACAAAUAACACUUCUCAAUCAUCGGCAUCCUCGGAGCAAACAAGCCUUUCUUCAAUGUUCAUAUUUGAUAGUAUUAGGAGGAAUGAUUUUGAACAAGUAAAACUCUUCAUUCAACAAAAUCCAUCACUACUACUUGUUUGUGAUGAGAAUAAUAAUCUACCUGUUCAUAUUGCUUGUAAAUGUAGUCAUGAGAAGAUAGCCUUGUUUCUUCUAGAUAGAAUAUCAACACAAUCUUCAACACAACAAUUAAUUGAAAUUAUACAGAAGGAGAAUAAUGAGAAACAAUCACCAAUUACAUUGGCCAAUCCAAAAUUAAGAGGAAUGAUCAAGGCUUCAAUUGAAAUUUCCAAAAUGAAGAAAUUACUGAUGGAAAAGUAUGAAAACAAAAAGCAACUUGUACCAACAACAAUAAACUGA
Naegleria gruberi is the source of this 450-nucleotide messenger RNA. RefSeq lists its product as uncharacterized. Bases 1 to 450 code for a protein of 149 amino acids. The transcript has a single exon. The record is from RefSeq and is a predicted model, not a curated record. NCBI's taxonomy places the organism in Eukaryota, Heterolobosea, Eutetramitea, Acrasida, Naegleriidae.